AACAGUGCUAAUGGAUGGCGAAUCCAGUAAGCCCGCAUUCUCCUGCUGCUACCCAAACUAAAUUACAUGAUGACAUAUGGGCUCACGAGCUUGUAAUUCUCUUCCGUGCUAUUAUAAAUACAUGCUGCUUGAGGAAUUGCUGUUUAUUUUGUUUGUUGCCUCCUUUUUACAUACUGUAAAUUCUGGAAGCUUGAGUUUGAUGCCAAAAAUAGAGCCAAGCCUUAUAAACAUGCAGGUGAUAUCACCAUGGACGUUUGUAUUCUCAACAUAUCUUUGAAUAUUAUUAGUCGAUAUCAUCCUGUUUCAUAGCUGAUUCUAACUGGGUUUAUUUAGAAGCAAAUCUCAUUGAGAUCACUCAGGUUUGCUACCUGUUAAAAGAAAGGUGACUGUUUGAAUAUCUGCUAAUAUCCCAUUUAGGCUUUUUUAAAAAAUCAAAUACGAUACCAAGCAUUAAAAUAACGAUUGUAAUAUUAAUUCAUACAUUAUACUCGGCUAUGAUUAGUUUAGGCUUGUUGAAGCUGCUACAGUUGACAGGAUUUAUGUAAUCCAUCAAAUGUUAAAACAUAGUUACCAACUAUUUAGCUUCAUAUGUUUGUCCUGUAACAGAGAAGAUGGAGGCUGGUGGAGGAGUUGGCUACAGCAAAGCCUUCAAACCGUCAAAGAGAAGUCUACAGAGGCCUUGGAGUUCAUGAAGCGUGACUUGACCGAAUUCACCCAGGUGGUCCAACAUGAUACAGCCUGCACCAUUGCUGCUACUGCCAGUGUGGUCAAAGAGAAGCUGGCUACGGAAAGCUCUUCGGGGGCAACUGAAAAAGUGAGAAAAGGACUGUCCAACUUCCUGGGUGUCAUUUCAGACACAUUUGCACCCUCCCCAGAUAAGACCAUUGACUGUGACGUCAUCACCCUGAUGGCGACUCCAUCUGGGACCACAGAGUUGUAUGACAGUGCCAAGGCUCGGCUCUAUAGCCUUCAGUCUGACCCUGCCACUUACUGCAAUGAACCUGAUGGACCCCCUGAGCUAUUUGAGGCUUGGCUUUUGCACUUCAGCUUGGAAGAGAAGAAAGGAGAAAUAUCAGAGUUGCUGGGGAACAGCCCUUCCAUCCGCUCCCUCUACUCCAAGAUGGUGCCUGUGGCUGUCUCCCACUCGGAAUUCUGGCAGCGCUACUUCUAUAAAGUCCACCAGUUGGAGCAGGAGGAGGUCCGGAGGGAGGCUCUGAAGCAGCGGGCAGAGCAAAGUGCUCACUCUGAGGAGCCAGGAUGGGAGGAGGAGGAGGAAGGUAAGGUCUGGCCAUUCACUGAAAGGUCCCUGGUCCUUUCAGAGUUUUUCCAGUACGGCUAUUCAGUUCCUUGCCUGCAAGGAUGUCUGUCCCAUUCGGUGCAACCCCGUGAUGACUUCUCUACAGAUUAACGAAAUGGAAUGAUAAAAUGCAAAGUGAGGCAGAUUACAGUCAGCAGCAGAGAUUGGCAACGUAAGAUACUUAGGAUGCAGCCAAAGAGCCUGUGCGUGUGGCCCUCAAGAGCCAAGAAAAGGCCCCCAGCCUGUCAGUGGUAAUAGUGAGCAACGCAGUCAUUAGAUCUCCCUGGAUGUUUGGAAAAGAAUGUUGUCAGUGCCUAAGACAGUUGGGAAGAUGGAGGAAAUGCCUGGGAAAUGGCUAGCCUUCAGCUGCCCUGGUCAGAAAAAUUCUUGUUCUAGUUGUCAGUUGAAGGUGGAGAUGCCCAGAGCAAGAACUGAGGUGGCGAGCUUGGUUAGGGCACAAGCGUUUGGCGUUAUCAUUCAAAGGUUUUUAUUCCUUCCACUGUUGGAAAGAACCACUUUUGGAGAAGGGGGGAGAGAUUGGCAAAAGAAAAGUUGAGUUUGGAAGUGGAGCAGACCAGGCUGGGGGCUGUGGGGGAAAAAAACCCAGCAAACAAUUCCCCUCUGCAUCCCUAGGGGAGAGGUGGGGGGCAGGGACUUGAAAUGCUGCCAACUGCUCCAUUUUUAAGCCCACCCCCCUCAGCUUAGGCAUUGGAAAGAAGGCUAAAACUAGCACAAACUGGGCCCGUGGCUGCAAAGCCCUUAUUCGACAUCACCGUACCAACUGGAGUUGUUUGAGCCAGCCAUGCCCCUUUCCUAGAAAGCCUGCAAAUGUCCUUAGCCCCCGAAGCUUUUCCUUGGGGUGGCAAGGUAUAGGUGGAUCUUUUAGGCAAUUGCCCAGCUUUCUCUAGCAUUCUCUAUUUAGGGGUGUGGGGACUCUCUCUCUUUGCCCCUGGCAUUUCUCAUGAUGUUGCUAAAGUGAGCAGGGCUGACCCU
This is a messenger RNA of Python bivittatus (Burmese python), 2290 nucleotides long. The record is from RefSeq and is a predicted model, not a curated record. NCBI's taxonomy places the organism in Eukaryota, Metazoa, Chordata, Lepidosauria, Squamata, Pythonidae.